UGCAAUCACACCUUUUAAAAAUAAAUUCCCUUCUAGAUCCAUCAAACCACCACCAAUUAACAAAUUGACACUAGAGACUGACAUAUAUGUUCCUGACUUCUUAGUUCUUACUCAACCUCACUUCUGAAAGUCAUUCACUUCACUGAACUAGUUUUAUUUUAAGUUUGGUGGGCAAAUCAAACCAUACCAAACCCACAUCAAGCUUUCGCCAUGGAAAUCGGGAUCCAUGAUCUUAAACAACCCCUUUCUUUCUCUCUCCUGAAACUCCCAAAUUUCAUACUACUACUAACAAUAACUAUACUAUUUUCUUCGCAUUUUCAAUUCUCAAAUGCUUCAAUUCACACUUACGACCGACAAAUUUUCAGUGAAGUCGGCAAUUCUUACCUUCUUGCUGGUGGCAGUGAAGCUAUUCGUGCUUCUCGUUCUUCCUUUUCUUCUCCCAUUUCUACGCGUGUCGUUUCUCACUCUCUUAAUGAUGGUACCUCAUUUAUUCGAUUUGAGAAUAUCACAUUCUGGAGAAGCAAGGAAGCUGCUCAAAAACAAUCAAAUACAGAACAUGGCUCUGGACUUGUGCAAAUUGUGAUUUUUGAAGCAGCUGAUCGUGAUGAUAUUGGUGGUUCUGCAUACGGUGGGCAGAGGUCUAUUUGCUGCACCCCUGAUCUUGCUAAACUUGAAGGAUGUAAGCAAGGGGAAGUCAUAAAAAUACGAUCAUCUACAGAUAAAAAUUGGCCUGUGAUUUUAAAUGUGAAGUUUAAAGGACGUUCUUUAAAAACUAGGAUGCGUCGGCAAGAGGUGUAUGUCACAAAGACAGGAAUGUACAACUUGUUCUUCAUUUCUUGUGACUCAGAGUUGAAAGGACUAGUUAUGAAUGGGAAGACCGUGUGGAAAAAUCCUGAUGGCUACUUACCUGGAAGAAUGGCCCCAUCCAUGAAAUUCUAUGUUUUCAUGUCCCUUGCCUACCUGGUGCUCAGCUCAAUAUGGUUUUUUCAGUAUUAUAGAUUCUGGAAUGAAGUACUUCAACUUCAACACUGCAUCACAGCAGUUGUUGUCCUUGGAUUGUUGGAAAUGUUCUUUUGGUAUCUUGAUUAUGCUAAUUUCAACAGCACAGGCGUUAGACCUGUUGUGCUUACAACUUGGGUUGUAACUCUUGGAGCUGCAAGAAGAACACUUUCACGUCUACUUAUUCUUUCAUUAUCAAUGGGUUAUGGUGUGGUGCGGCCUACUCUUGGUGGUCUUACCUACAAAGUGCUGGUUAUUGGGGCAACUUACUUCCUGGCAACUGAACUGCUAAACAUUACGGAGUAUGUGGGCACUGUUAAUGACGUAUCAGGAAGAGCAAGAAUACUUCUUGUCCUUCCUGAUUCAUUCCUGGAUGCUUUUCUAAUCUUGUGGAUUUUUACUUCUCUUUCAAAGACACUGGAACAGCUACAGGUGAAGCGAAGUUCUGUGAAGUUGGAUAUCUACAGGAAGUUCUCAAAUGCAUUGGCCGUUUCAGUGAUUGCUUCUGUUGCAUGGAUAGUAUAUGAGGUGUAUUUCAAGGCUACAGAUCCUUUUAAUGAGCGGUGGCAGAGUGCUUGGAUUAUCACUGCUUUCUGGGACAUUCUGGGAUUUGCAGUGUUAUGCAUAAUAUGCUAUUUAUGGGCUCCAUCUCAGAGUUCUCAAAGGUAUGCUUAUUCAGAUGGAGUUGGAGAAGAAUUUAAUGACGAGGAAGUACAAUCUCUAACUAAAGGGAAAUCUGGGGGUGAUGUCAGUUUGGUUAAGCAAGGGCAGGAUGCGACAAUUGGUGGAAAUGAUGACGUUUAUGAUUCAGAAGAAGAUAAUCAGCCUAGUAAGGGUGAGUAGUGAGCAGUCUGAGCACUAAAAGGAAAGAAUACAUUACAGUAAAUUGGGAAUUUUGCUUUGACUCCAACCUGUAGGGAUAUGUUGAAGAAGCUUUUAGAAUUUGGUUGAUAGAUGCGAUCCAAAGAUAUUCAAUGCUCGUCUUGGGUUAUAUAGCUGGAGGUACAUAUCAAGGAGUGUGCAAGGCAUUAUCCCAGUGCCAAUACAAAAAAAAGGUUGCUCCAACAAUUGCUACUCUGUAAUCUUGUAUCAGAGGUUUAACCAUUCAAACCACAUAGGAGGUGCCCUAGGCAAUUUUGAUUGCCUCUCAUGUAUGUAUGUUUGUUAUAUAUUUUUUUUUCUUAGCUAUUUUUACCCUCUUCAUCCCACAACAUAUUUGUUUGAUUACAUGUAUAACAUUCAAUUAUAUUGAUUGGCAUUGCUUUACCUAAUCUGUAAUACUAAACUCAGUUAUUCCUGACCCUGUCUAUUAUGUGCUAUUGAAUAGUUAACGUAUAUGUCAAGCAACCAAAUUGAGAUGUUUCAAAAAAAAAAAAAAAAAAAAAAAAA
This is a messenger RNA of Chenopodium quinoa (quinoa), 2388 nucleotides long. RefSeq names its product transmembrane protein 87B-like. Gene Ontology annotation, cellular component: Golgi apparatus; membrane. Lineage: Eukaryota; Viridiplantae; Streptophyta; Magnoliopsida; Caryophyllales; Amaranthaceae. The record is from RefSeq and is a predicted model, not a curated record. Gene Ontology annotation, biological process: transport. The transcript has 5 exons. The coding region runs from base 211 to 1842 and encodes 543 amino acids.